AUGCACCUGGUACUGCUGGUCCCUGUCCUCUUCUGGAUCUCAGGCUGCUCCACUGCUCAGGAUCCAAUCACAGGUCCAGACAUGGUGAGCGGUCAGGAGCAGGGCUCCUUGACUGUGCAUUGCAGUUAUGACUCAUCCUGGAAGAAUUACAAGAAGUACUGGUGCCGAGGAGCUGAUUGGACAACGUGUAAGAUCCUCAUUCAAACCGAUGCAUCAAAGCGGUUGGUGAGGAAGGACCGUAUGUCCAUCAGGGAUGACCAGACAGACUUCAUUGUCACAGUGAUCAUGGAGGACCUGAGGAUAAGCGAUGCUGGCAUUUACUGGUGUGCGAUUGAGAGAUUUGGACAUGAUCCCCAUUUUAAAGUUAAUGUGAACAUUGACCCAGCACCUCAGGCACCCACUACAGUGUUGACCACGCUCCCCAUCACCUCCACCACCAAAAUGUCCACAGUGUCCGUCGCUGUAAACGGGACCAGCAUGUUCCCAAUGACGAGCAGCCGCUACUCCGAUGACAGGCCCGGCGGUGACAGUGAUGGUGGUGAUGGAGGUGACGGUGGUGACAGAGGUGGUGGUUUUUUAGAGCUCAGUGUGCUCCUCCCGGUCAUCUCCGCAGUACUGCUGCUUCUCCUGCUGGCGGCCUCACUCUUUGCUUGGAGGAUGGUGAGGAGGCAGAAGAAAGCUGCUGGGCCACACUCAGAGCAGGUAAGUUCUCUGGAGGGUGACCUCUGUUACGCAAACCUGUCCCUUCAGCAGCCCAGACCCUCCCACGGCUCCUCUCGGAACAAGGGCUCCUUCAUGUCUGCCUCUGGCAAGGCCCACGAAGAGGAAGUGGAAUAUGUCACUAUGGCUCCUUUUCCCAGGGAGGAGAUUUCAUAUGCAGCUCUGUCUUUGGUGGCCUUGGGCCAGGAGCCCAUUUACAACAACACUGGCUGCCGCAUUCCCAGCACAAGUCUUGAGGAGUCCACGCAAUACAGCAGCAUCAGGAGGCCCUAGCCUAUGGCCCUGCUUUGAUCUUGGUCCCUGAAGAAGGCCUGGGAGCGUGUACCUACACAUCUGCCUCUGUGCCUGCUUCCUUACCAGGCUUAGAGGGUGACUUGAGCUCAGUUCAUUCAGCCCUCAUGGCCUUUAGCUCUACCAUGAGCUUGGAGUCCAGCCUCAAGGGGCUCCAUUAAGUUGAGUGUCUUCCCACAUCCCCUCUUACAGCCAAUAUACCUCGGAAGGUGCAAGGGAGGCUGCUUCAGGGAGGUUGUGUAAGUCGUAACAGCAAUAACAACAGUAGUAAUAGCAAUUAACCUCUAUUUAUGGUUUAUCAUAUGGCCCCCAAAGACGUUUUCAUCCUAAUGUCCAUAAUCUGUGAAUUAUCUUAUACAUCGAAAGACAGGUGCAUGUGUGUUUAAGUUAGGAUUUCCAGAUGAUUCUGUACUAUCCAAGUAGGCUCAGAAUAAGGUCACAAGGGUCCCUCUAAGGGGAAAUAGAGCAAGUUAAAAAAAAAAAAAGAGAAAAUGCAUGGUGGGGACAGAAGUGAUGCAGCAGGAACUGGGAUGCUGCAAUCUCCAGGAGCCAAAGAAGGCAAGUACCAGACUGUCGCCUGGGUGGGGCCUCCAAGAGGAAUCGGGCCUGAGCUGAGUAC
Molecule: messenger RNA, 1630 nt
Organism: Peromyscus eremicus (cactus mouse)
Lineage: Eukaryota; Metazoa; Chordata; Mammalia; Rodentia; Cricetidae
Product: CMRF35-like molecule 1
Exons: 7
Coding region: 1-993 (330 amino acids)
Cellular component (GO): plasma membrane
Molecular function (GO): transmembrane signaling receptor activity
Source: RefSeq, a predicted model, not a curated record